GAUGUGGUUCGAGAUUCUCCCUGGGAUUGCAGUCAUGGCCGCGUGCUUGUUCAUCCCGGGAAUGGCCACUGCACGCAUCCACAGGUUCACUAACGGGGGCAAGGAAAAAAGGGUUGCCCAUUAUUCAUAUCAGUGGAAUUUCAUGGAAAGAAAUAGGCGCAUCUCUGCAGUUAAUCGUUACUAUGUGUCAAAGGGUUUGGAGAACAUUGAUUAAGGAAGCAUUUUCCUGAUUGAUGAAAAAUAACUCAGUUAUGCUUGUCUACCCCUGCUAGAGGUUAUGCAGUGUAUUGUGUAGCAUGCAGUAUAUUUUGUAGUGUGUAAUAAAAAUAAAACAAAAAA
Molecule: messenger RNA, 339 nt
Organism: Lipotes vexillifer (Yangtze River dolphin)
Lineage: Eukaryota; Metazoa; Chordata; Mammalia; Artiodactyla; Lipotidae
Gene: NDUFA1
Product: NADH:ubiquinone oxidoreductase subunit A1
Exons: 1
Coding region: 2-214 (70 amino acids)
Cellular component (GO): respiratory chain complex I
Source: RefSeq, a predicted model, not a curated record